Molecule: messenger RNA, 2848 nt
Organism: Sarcophilus harrisii (Tasmanian devil)
Lineage: Eukaryota; Metazoa; Chordata; Mammalia; Dasyuromorphia; Dasyuridae
Gene: DVL3
Product: dishevelled segment polarity protein 3
Exons: 13
Coding region: 185-2725 (846 amino acids)
Biological process (GO): canonical Wnt signaling pathway
Cellular component (GO): cytosol
Molecular function (GO): frizzled binding
Source: RefSeq, a predicted model, not a curated record
GCCGGGGAGGGGGAGGCGGGAGCGGUCGGGCGGCGCUGGGACCCGGGGGCGGCCCGAGAACAAGGGAGCCGCGGCCGCCGCGCUCCGGAGCCAGCCGCCCAGCGCCGCGCAGCCCAGCCCAGCGCUCCGCCGGCUCCCAGGCCAGGCGCCCGCGCGGGGGCGGGGGGGCGCGGGCGCCGCCACCAUGGGCGAGACCAAGAUCAUCUACCACCUGGACGGCCAGGAGACGCCGUACCUGGUGAAGCUGCCCCUGCCCGCCGAGCGCGUCACCCUGGCCGACUUCAAGGGCGUCCUGCAGCGGCCCACCUACAAGUUCUUCUUCAAGUCCAUGGACGACGACUUCGGGGUGGUGAAGGAAGAGAUCUCGGACGAUAAUGCACGACUCCCGUGUUUCAAUGGCCGGGUGGUGUCCUGGGUAAGGAGCCCGAGCCCCGCCCGCCCUUCCCCUGGUGCCCGUCUCCUGCCCCUCCUCUCUUCCAUCUGGGGCCAGGCCGCUCCCCUCUCGCAGGAGCUCCCCAAGUUCCCUCUGCAGCUGGAACGGCCCCUUCUCCUUGGGGGGUCAGCGUCUGCUGGGGUUCGGGGGCUCCCGCCCGGAUGGGGCCUCCCCAAGCCUCUGGUCCCUUGGGUUCGGGCCCCGCUCACCCGGCCCCUUGACCUGCUCUGUCUCACUGGUGGGCCCAAAGGGCUCACACCCCCCACUCCUUCUGCCCGACAAUCCCUGGGCUCCGCCCCCCAUGGGCCCGGCGCCGCCCCGCCCCCCCUUCCAGUGUCAGGGAGGGAGGGCCCCAGGCAAGGGACUCCAGCCACAGGGAGCCUUUUUCCCCCACGGUCCCUCUGCCCCCACAGCCCUCACACCGGUGGGGGGAGCCAGGAGAACCUGGACAACGACACGGAGACCGAUUCCCUGGUUCCCGCGGCAGGCGGCGCGGAGGAUGGGCCCGAGCAUGCGUCCCCAGCCCCCCCGCCCCCCCGCCCCCAUGGGAGAGGCCCUCAGCCGUUUCCCACAUCACCCUCUGGCGGCCCGGCCCCCCUGACUGUGGGGCCGCCCCUCCCCCACAGUGGCCCGGAUAGCGCACAGCCAAGGGGAGGGGGGAAGAAGCGGCUCCCGGGCAACUCUUCCCUCUCAAACGAGCUGGACCACCACCUGGACUCUGGCGGGUAUUCUACCAGCAGGUUCAGCAGCUCCACGGAGCAGAGCAGCGCGUCCCGCCUCAUGAGGAGACACAAGCGGCGCCGGAGGAAACAGAAGGUGGCCCGGAUCGAGCGGUCGUCGUCCUUCAGCAGCAUCACGGACUCCACCAUGUCCCUCAACAUCAUCACCGUCACGCUCAACAUGGAGAAAUACAACUUCCUGGGCAUCUCCAUCGUGGGUCAGAGCAACGAGCGCGGUGACGGCGGCAUCUACAUCGGCUCCAUCAUGAAGGGGGGGGCCGUGGCUGCCGACGGGCGGAUCGAGCCGGGGGACAUGCUCCUGCAGGUAAAUGACAUCAAUUUUGAGAACAUGAGUAACGACGAUGCCGUCCGAGUCCUCCGAGAAAUCGUGCACAAGCCCGGGCCCAUCACCCUGACGGUGGCCAAGUGCUGGGACCCCAGCCCCCGAGGCUGCUUCACUCUCCCCAGGAGUGAGCCCAUCCGACCCAUUGACCCCGCAGCCUGGGUGUCCCACACGGCAGCCAUGACGGGCACCUUCCCGGCCUACGGCAUGAGUCCCUCCCUCAGCACCAUCACCUCCACCAGUUCCUCCAUCGCCAGCUCCAUCCCCGACACUGAGCGCCUCGAUGACUUUCACCUGUCCAUCCACAGCGACAUGGCCACCAUAGUCAAAGCCAUGGCUUCCCCAGAGUCUGGGCUGGAGGUCCGAGACCGUAUGUGGCUCAAGAUCACCAUCCCCAACGCCUUCAUCGGUAAGCUCGGGUCCCAGCGGCGCCGGUGGGCGGAGGCGGGCGGGGGCCCCUCCCAGGGUUUCACGGACCCGGUCCGAAAACGCCCAGCAAACCGUGAAAGCGCCUUUCCACACGUCAACAAGAUCACCUUCUCCGAGGUGCACAACCGAGACCUUGGGAUUUCCUUUGCAGACAUGGCUAACUUGUCCCUGCACGACCAGGAUGGCUCCAGUGGAGCCUCGGACCAAGACACGCUGGCUCCCCUCCCCCAUCCCGGGGCCGCCCCAUGGCCCAUGGCCUUCCCGUACCAGUACCCGCCCCCCCCACAUCCCUAUAACCCCCAUCCCGGCUUCCCAGAGCCAGGGUACAGCUACGCCGGCGGGGGCAGCGCGGGCAGCCAGCACAGUGAAGGCAGCCGGAGCAGUGGUUCCAACCGCAGUGGCAGCGACCGGCGGAAGGAGAAGGACCCCAAGGCUGGGGACUCCAAGUCGGGGGGCAGCGGGAGCGAGUCGGACCACACGAGCCGCAGCAGCCUGAGGCGGGAGCGGGCCCCCAGCGAGCGCUCGGGCCCGGCCGCCAGCGAGCACAGCGUCCGCAGCCACCACUCGCUGGCCCACAGCCUCCGCAGCCACCACACGCACCAGUCCUACGGGCCCCCGGGGGUGCCCCCGCUCUAUGGCCCACCCAUGCUGAUGAUGCCCCCUCCGCCCGCCGCCAUGGGCCCCCCGGGAGCCCCCCCGGGCCGAGACCUGGCCUCAGUGCCCCCAGAACUGACCGCCAGCAGACAGUCCUUCCGCAUGGCCAUGGGAAACCCCAGUGAGUUCUUUGUGGAUGUGAUGUGAGCGGUCCUGUCCCCCCGUGGCCCCCGCCCCGUCCCCCAGGCCCCAGGGCUGGUGCCCUCACCAGUCAGCUCUUUUUACUUGUCUGGUAACUAAGCAAAGGGAAAUAAACUACAGUGAACUGAA